GGGGGGAAAGCGAAAGGGUAAAGAGCAGGGUGGGUGACGAGACCUAGAAGCCGGCGCAAACACUGGGCCGGCGAUCGCAAGCGCUACCUAAACCGCGCGAGAAGAGUCGCGUGCGUGCGCAUUCGGGAAGGAACAGGCUAGACACCGGAACACGGACUCCAGAAUUUAGCUUUCGUGCUGCGCGUGCGCAAACGAGCAGGCCGAAGGCGAAGGACUUUAUUAGCACGAACUCAAAGCGCUCUGGGCCUUCUUGGCGCUCCUGCGCCGGCGCGCGGUCCAGAAUGAGGCGGUCCGGGGAGGAGAUGGCCCAGCUCGCCUCCUCCCGUCUGUGUGAAGGCUCUGGGGAGACUCCAGGUUCUGUUCCCGAAUCGGCUCCAAGGUCUCUCGAGACGAGGGAGGGGCCUCAGCGAACUGGGAAGAGAAACCGGGAAAAGCUUCUCUUUCCAAUGUAGGGCAGGCUAGACCGGAAGGGGCGAGGGAGGGGCUCCCGGCUCCCACCGGAACUCACGCAAUAAUCCCCCCUUUGUUCACUGCCAUGGCAACGGUGACGCUGUCUCUCGUUAUUUAACCGCGGGAGCAGACAACUCUCCGGAGUCGGAGCUAGCCCGCUCGGGAGACAUCGAGCCGAGAGUGGUUUCAGAAUAGUGGAGGACGUUCUGAAGCGCGCAUUGAGCAAAUUCAGUAAUCACAAGGGCUCCUUGCAGCUCCUCUGAUCUGUAACAGCAGUCCUUCCAGCCAGAAGCUUGCGAAGGAGCUCCAGGAACAGCAGAAAUCCCCCUAAGUGCUCCUUGUGUCUCUCAGUAUCAAGGUAGGAUGUUCAAAGUAGACAUCCAAUCUGAACAGAAGCAGGCUGUGGCCAUUGAAGCCCGAAGAACCCGAGAAAAACAGAGGCAGAGCCGAAUCUUUAAUGUUCAGAACCAAGUGAUUGGGGUGGACAUGGAAGCCUUAAAAAACCAGGUGAUGGAACGAAGAAAGAGAGAGGAUGCUGAGCGGGCUCGUGAAGAAGCCUUUGAUGCUAACUGUGUCCAGUGUGACUUAAUGGCCCAAAUGCUGGAGAAGGAGGAAGCGCAGCGUGCCCGACAGGUAGCUCAGCAAGUACAGGCCUUUCGUGAGAAGGAGCAGCAGCCCCAACGCUGCAGAGAGUUUGACCCGUCUGACCCAGCCAGAGUGCAGAAAAAGCCAGUAAGAGUGGGUGACCAGGACCCCUGCUGUGGACCCUCCAGCAUGCAGUACUUUGCGGGGGAAGAUCUGAACUGCACUACACGCCGACGUCUACAACAAGAACAAUCCCGUCGUGAUUUGGGCUGUCAGUGGGAGGAGCACCUCCAGGCCAAGAGGCAGGAGAAGUACUUGGAUAUUUUAGAGGGCCAGAGGCAGAUAGAGAUGGAUCUACGCGCUGUUCACCUGGACGAACUGGAGGCUACCCACCGUAGAGUCAAGGAUGUAGCCAUGGCAAAUUACAACAGGACUCAGGCCACAGAAAUGGACAUACAGCAGCAGCUGGCUCGCCAGAGGGAGCAGGAUGAUAACCUCACUGAAAUCUAUAAUCAUCUGACCAGUGACAUGCUGACUGAGAAGCGCCUCGCCUCCUCAAAGUCACAAAAAAUGAUCCAGAAUCACUGGAAGGGCAUGAGUCCUGAGCAAAUAGCCGCCAUCCAGAAGGAACAGGCAGUACAACGCCUUGAAGCCCAACACCGGCGGAAGGCCGAGAAGCGCCAGGAAGCCGAGUGGGCCCGUCGGGAGCAGAUGGCUGCUCAGACUGCUUGCCAGCUGGAACACGAGCAGCAGGUCCAAGCACAGAAGCUGCGUCGGGACCUGGAUGCCUACAACAAGGAGCUGGCUCAAGAGCAGCAGGCCAAAAAGGACUACCUGGAUAAAGUGGUUUACACCAACGAACCCACAUCCCAGUUCUACCUGCAGUUCAACACCAGCAGCCGCUGAGUUGGGAGGCGCCCAGCCCUAGCAUGUGGAACUCGGGCUAGGGCAGGAGUGGAAUUCCGUGAAAAAAUAAAGGGAUUUUGGG
Messenger RNA from Sarcophilus harrisii (Tasmanian devil), 2023 nucleotides. RefSeq names its product RIB43A-like with coiled-coils protein 1. Bases 814 to 1941 code for a protein of 375 amino acids. The record is from RefSeq and is a predicted model, not a curated record. Lineage: Eukaryota; Metazoa; Chordata; Mammalia; Dasyuromorphia; Dasyuridae. The transcript has 8 exons.